AUGUUGCGCUAUGGCACCGAAGCAGGAGGAAUAGCAGAGCUCUUUGACGCAUGGCAAAAAGCCGAGGGUUGGAAGAAGCGAAGUGCUUCAACCGCGACGUCGCUGGGGAGUGACGGAUGCACCGGAGUAACUGGGUGCGGUCAUCAGGAUCGGAAAACCUAA
Messenger RNA from Plasmopara halstedii, 162 nucleotides. RefSeq lists its product as uncharacterized. The record is from RefSeq and is a predicted model, not a curated record. The transcript is spliced from 2 exons. The coding region runs from base 1 to 162 and encodes 53 amino acids. Lineage: Eukaryota; Oomycota; Peronosporomycetes; Peronosporales; Peronosporaceae.